This is a messenger RNA of Fonsecaea erecta, 774 nucleotides long. RefSeq lists its product as hypothetical. The record is from RefSeq and is a predicted model, not a curated record. Bases 1 to 774 code for a protein of 257 amino acids. Gene Ontology annotation, biological process: protein phosphorylation. The transcript has a single exon. Gene Ontology annotation, molecular function: ATP binding; protein kinase activity. Lineage: Eukaryota; Fungi; Ascomycota; Eurotiomycetes; Chaetothyriales; Herpotrichiellaceae.
AUGUGCUACACAUUCGCGCUGAAGAAGACAUACGUGAAUAAUCGCAGCUUCCCGUCAACUUCUACUAUCGAGGGACUGGACUGUAUCGACGUUGGAAAAUCAGGCAAUGUGUACGCCCUCGAUGCGCGACGAGUGGUGAAAAGAUGUGAGGGCGACAAUGAUGCUGAGAUUCGUGCCGAGCGAGAAGUUUAUGAACGCCUGGGCCGCCAUCCCAACAUUGCGGAAUUUCUAGGCGCUCUGGAUGAUGGUUCUAUUGUUCUCGAGCGCGGACAAGUACUUCGAAAUCGACUCUCUGAGCAAACAAGUGCUCGUUCCAUUCCUUUGCGCACAAAAUAUCGCUGGAUCAAACAGGCGGCUACAGGGUUACAAUACCUACAUGACUACAACAUUAUCCAGGCUGAUGUGGGAUGCCGAAACAUGAUCAUCGCUCACGGCAAUUUAAAACUCAUCGACUUCGAAGGCUGCAGCAUUGAUGGGAAAGGGCCGACUUCCUCGUAUGAGUGGUUUAGCUACAAGCCAUCAACGCCCCGCGCCACGGUGCAGACCGAUAUCUUUGCCCUGGGCUGUGCAAUUUACAAAAUUGUGACCGGCAGCCCCCCAAAUUAUGAGUUGAAGGGAAUGAAAAACGCACAAGAGCGCGUCGAACGUCUAUACGAAAGCAAUCAAUUUCCCGAUGUGGCGGAUCUGCCCAUGGGAGCCAUAAUGCUUGAUUGUUGGCAUGGGAAAUUUAUGUCUAUGCGUGAGGUUGUCGAGAGGAUUGACCUGCUCAGGUAG